AUGAUCAAGGUGCUGGAGAAAAGUACUGGCUUCGAGGCCCCUCUGGCAAGGACUUGGCUGUGCGAUGAAACAACAGUGGUGGAGCACCAUCCGCGACUAUUCCGUUUGAAAGUGUCACUUUCCGCUCAGUGCUUCUAUUCAUUUGUGGAGCCGGAAAAACAGAAUGGUCCCUUCUUAUUUGUUGCCAUUGGUGCUUUGCAGUGUGCACUUUACCGCUCAGCUCCACUCUUCCCACUACACUACAAAUAUUGGCUUGUCAAACCAACGCGCGAUACAAUCAUUGAUACGGACUACUACGAGGGUGAAAAGUAUGUGACUUCUGAAGGGACGAGCUUCGCUAUGGUUUUUUUCUCGUCUCAACAUGAGACGAGCGACAAUGAAGAGGAAUCAGCUUACGAAUAUGAUGAAUUUCCCCCUUCAAGGGUAACAACGGAAAAUGAAGUGCACAAGGUGCACGGUGUCAUGUCUGGAGAGCUAUUUUUCUUUCUCGAUAAAAGUAACCUACGGGCUGCGAGAGCUAGCCAGAGUACACUUAGUAUCUCCGGGUUCACUACUAUAUCACCAUCUUCUAGGUCAGGUCCAGGAACGGUGGAAGAAGUGGCGACCGUCAUUGCACAGGCGAAGGAAGCGUUGCCACUCAGUUCCAAAGAGUCCUUGAACCUAUUGCUCAGCCCACUCGGAGUGGACAACCGAUGCGAAGCUGCGAAAAAGUGA
Messenger RNA from Suillus paluster, 714 nucleotides. RefSeq lists its product as uncharacterized. Bases 1 to 714 code for a protein of 237 amino acids. NCBI's taxonomy places the organism in Eukaryota, Fungi, Basidiomycota, Agaricomycetes, Boletales, Suillaceae. The transcript is spliced from 10 exons. The record is from RefSeq and is a predicted model, not a curated record.